Molecule: messenger RNA, 2276 nt
Organism: Cynoglossus semilaevis (tongue sole)
Lineage: Eukaryota; Metazoa; Chordata; Actinopteri; Pleuronectiformes; Cynoglossidae
Gene: lrrc75ba
Product: leucine rich repeat containing 75Ba
Exons: 5
Coding region: 421-1551 (376 amino acids)
Source: RefSeq, a predicted model, not a curated record
GUUCCCUCCAUGGCAGUCGGCCGUGUCUCUUGUGCGCCAUCUCGUACCCACGCAGCUCCCCGGGAAUGCCUAUGGUCAACGCUCCUGUCGACGACAAACGGGCGUUCAUGGUACGGCACGUGGAAAAACUGGAAACCUGUUUUCGUGGGGCGGUGGUUGGGGGGUGGAGCCUAUUCGGCCCAGGGCGCCAAAUAAGCUAGCACCGCCACUGGUCCCAGGUCUCGGCUGGGAAGUCAACAUAGCAACGCGUGGCGGUUUGUGAGUGAGUGAGUGAGUGAGUGUGAAGGACGGUAUUUCCAGCUACACCAGAACCGUCAGAUGACGGUGCACCGGUCCGAGGGGAAUCGACAGCCUCGGCUGGUUCUGGGCUUCCGUGGUGUCCACUGAGCCUCGCGUUCGCCGCUGCAGCUCCAGUGUAAGAUGGGCUCCCGGCUGAGCAGACAGAGCAGUCUGGACAAUGAGCACUUCUGCAGGAAGCGACGCAAGCUCCUGGGCAGAGCCGCGGGGAGCGAGCGCGGCGCGGGUCGAGGCGGCGGAGACUUUCUGUUCGCCCUGAUGCUGAAAUCGGACAAGCUGCCCGGGAUGCUGCGCAGGAGCAGCGGCCACAGCCCGUACGUGAGACGGGUGGCGCGGAUCAAGGAGAUACAGAAACUGCUACGUGACCGCAGGAUGGAGCAGGCGGGCGACGUGCUCAAACUGCUGAGGAAGGACCUGGGUCUGGAAGGCUCGUCGCUCAAUGACAUCCUGUACAAAAACGCGGCCUUUCUCAACCUGGUGGACCCCAUCUCACACGAGCUGCUGCUCAGUCUGGCCCGGGAGAUGCAGUGUCCGAAGAAGGACGCGGACACCGUCAAGUCCUCCGAUAAGAUCUGCAGACAGCUGAUCUACCACCUGACGCCACACUCCAAGUGGCUGAGGCAGAACAUGUCACGACAGAAAUCCCAGGCCUGUCUGAAGACGACCCUGCAGAAAAAGAUGUCCAGCGACACCGUCGACCUGUCGGGCAUCCCGCUGUCCACGGACGACGUCCACCAAGUGGCUUUCUACCUCCAGAACAACAGGGACAGCGUGGUGGCCGUGGACAUCAGCUUCACAGAACUCCAGGACGAGAGCCUGAGGGUUCUGCUGCCCCUGCUGGCCUCGCUGCCCAAACUCGGCACCCUGGCCCUCAAUGGAAACCGCCUGACCCUGGCUAUUCUGAAGGACCUGACCGAGAUGCUCAAAGACCCCAAGAUGUUCUCCAGCCUGGCCUGGAUCGAUCUCGGCAACAACGUGGACAUCUUCACCAUGCCCCAGCCCCUGCUGGUCGCGCUACGUAGGCGCUGCAGCCUGAAGAGCAGCCUGCCGACCAUCUACGAGUACACCGAGGGCCAGCCCUACUGCUACCACCUGGAGACCUCCAUCGAGGAGCCCAGCCACUACGAGGAGGACGAGAGGGAGGAGGGGGAGGCGGACUACGACGGCACGGGGAACAGGUUCGACCUGGAGCCCUGGAGUUCAGGGGAGAAGCAGCUCUCCAAAGACUUCACCCUUCACUACUGUGAGAGGUGAUGAGGCGCCCUCUACUGGAGGCUCCUUCAUCUGCGGAUGAGACGUCAUCCCACAGCAGUGUGUGAUUGCCUUCACCCUCUCGCCCUCACACCACGAGCCCUGUCAUCCCUUUGACGCAGGAAGUAGACCAGUACCCAGCUUUCCGAACUUGUCAUUCAAACACAACUAUGGAGCUCCUCUCAACCCGGUGUUUCCGAGGCUAACCGUGCGAUAGCGCCAGUCAUUCUGUGGACUUACUGCGUGACGGUGACGGUUGGAGACGAUGUGGACGAGGAGUUGACAAAACUGAUUCUCUUUUCCUCCGAGAGCUGAGGAGCCGGUACCGGGGUUCACGUCAGAUGGUUGGAUGGAGGAGUAGCAUUUCCAGCAGCCACUGAAGAACUGGAGCGGUGGCCGGGGGGUUGGGAACCAGUGGUUUUUCCUCCCUGGACUGGGACGCUCCGUGUCAGGCCGCGUCCUGUUCCACAUUGUUCAUCUCCAUUAAUCUCUCGACAAAAGCCGUGACACAAAGUCAACAGACGACGUCGACCACAACCGUGUCACAUGACUCUGGCAAAACUGCUAGGUCAAGUCUUUUUACAUUGUUGCCCCCGCCCCCCCACACACCUCCCUGUUCCAGGUACCCCCUCCCUACCCCCACAUGUCAGUGUGAAGAGGACAAAAACCUUAGUUUCCACCAGCUGUUUUUGUUGACUCCUGAUGAACAGAGACUCUGAGACAGGAAG